AUGGAGCGCCUCGAGCUGUCCCCAGCCCUGCUGCAGCCACAGGUCACUGUGGUGGCCGCCCUGGAUGAGCUGCUAGCCACCGUGCCCAGGUGGGAUGCGAUGAUGACGCUGCCCAAGUCUGCAGAGAGCCUGAACUGGGACCUGGAGGACUUCACCAGGGAGCUCCGGGCCACCAUAAAGUGCAUUGAUGACACCUGGUGGCCCGACAUUGUCACCUCCGAUGGUGAUGAUCCUGUCACCCCCCUGAGCCAGGCCCUGGCUGCCCACAAGAGCACCCCAUGGACCGCCUGGGACCAUGUGAAAAUGGAGGCCAUCAUGUGGCAGGGCUUGGUGGACGUGCUCAUGGAGAGGUGGGUCAAGCUAUCUGGGAAGGCCACCAAGCUCCGCAGCCUCUGGUGGGAGGUGGUCACUGAGGCGGCCAACAUGGCGAUCACCAUCACCUACUUGGCAAGCUACCGGCAGGACAAGGCUGCCGGUGGUGGGACAGCUCAGGAAAACAUGGUGGAGCUGGGUCAGGCCCUGGGCAGGGAGGAGGGGGCCGAGGGGGUGGCCGGGCACGAAGCCCGGGUGAGGAGAGAGGCCAGGGUGGCUGCCAGUGAGGCAAUAAGGGCCACCAUGGUGAGACAGUUAGCGGAGGUGGCCAAGGGGCCACUGGAGCGCUUGGUGGCCGCGUGUGACGAAGCCACCGCCCUCCCCCGGGAGCUGCAGUGGCGGCUCGAAGACGUCGAGGCCACCCUGAAGGGGACAAAUGAGGCAUCCCAAGAUGUCCCCGAGGACUUGGUGGCCAAGGUGGCCGAGGCCAAGCGGCUGUGGGAAGCCAACGCCCGCCUGGCCAAGGAUCACCUGCUGGGAGUAGUUGACGACAUCGUCAAGAUCUAUUUCUAUGGUGCUCCCGCCAGCCCCAGUGCCUGUGGGGUGGCUGAGCGGUGCCAAAGUGCCAUCGAGGACAUCCCAAGGCUCCUUCAACUCCCGGAUCGUCCCCAGAGCAUCCCCAAAGUGUCCCCAGUGAGCAUGAAGCUGCAAGAGGUGUCCCCUCCACAGCUGCAGGCGCUGGUGGCUGUGGUGGCCACCCUGGGCAAGGUGGUGGCUGCUGUGACCGGGCCACACAGGGGCAAGUUCCUGCACGAGUCCCUAGACUCCCUGCAUGAGGACCUGAAGAACUUCACCCAGAACCUCUGUAAGAUCCUGGACCACGGCGAUGUCACCUCCCUGGGCCACUGUGGUGUCACCUCCCUGGGCCACCAUAGUGUCACCUCCCUGGGCCACCAUAGUGUCCCCUGCCUGGGCCGGGCCCUGGCCACCCUCGGGGCCACCCCAGGGACAACUGGGGCCAGUGUGAGAGCCGUGGCCAGUGCCUGGCGGGAGUCAGUGGCCAAGCUCGUGGACAGCUAUGACCAGCUGGCCAGGGAGGCCACCAAGCUCCGUGACGCCUGUGGGAAGGUGGUCAUGGACCAACAGCGAAUGGUGUCCUGGGACAAGGAGGAGGUGGCCCAGGAAAUGGCCACACAUGAUGCCCAGGUGGUGGCAGCCACCAACGAGGCCAUGGGAGAGGCUGUGGUGGCCACCAGGCAGGCAAUGGCAGCCACCAAGAGGGGACAUUGGGCAGUGGUGGCCCUGGGGCUGCUGCAGUGCUUGGUGGUUGCGUGUGACAAAGCCACCUUGUUCAACUGGAACAUGGAGUGCCGGCUCAAGGACAUCGAGGCCAUCCUGAAGGGGACAAAUGAGGUGUCUCCUGAUGUCCUCCAGACCUUGGUGGCCAAGGUGGCCGAGUUUGAGUGGCUGUGGGUGGCCAGCGCCCGCCUGGCCAAGGAUCACCUGCUGGGGACACUUGGGGUCAUUGACAACAUCCUCUUGAGUCCCUAUGGUGACCAUGGCGGCCCCGGUGGCCCCGGCAGCCGCACAGUGGACGAGCGGUGCCAAAAAGCCAUCGAGGACAUCCCGAGGCUGCUGUUGUGGUGGUGUUUGUAGGUCCCAGGAUGAGAGAAGAGAUGAGAAUCUGACUCCAUUUUUCAGGACGAUUUAUUGUUUUAUGAUAUUAUAUUAUAUUAAAUACGCUAUACUAAAACUAUACUAAAGAAAUAUAGAAAGGAUACAUCAGAAAGGUAGAAAAGAAUGAACAAUAAAAACCCAUGACAGAGCAGAGAGCCCGACACAGAUGGUUGUGAUUGGCCAUUAAUUAAAAACAAUUCACAUGUUUGGAUAAACAAUUCUCCAAACCACAUUCCAAAGCAGCACAACAUGGAGAAGCUGAAGCUUCCCAGAAGAAAAAGUCCUGGCAAAGGGAUUUUUCAUAAAAUAUCACAGAGACAUGCUGUGGGGACAGUGAUGUCACUGGAGAGACUUGUGGACACUCAAGUGCCACUCGCUCCUCGUGUCGCCAAGAGCUCCUCAAGUGCCACCAGCUCCCCAAGUGCCACCAGUUCCUCAAGUGCCACCAGCUCCUCGUGUCACCAAGAGCCCCUCAUGUGCCACCAGCUCCUCAUGUCACCAAGACCCCCUUGAGUGUCACCAG
Messenger RNA from Passer domesticus (house sparrow), 2512 nucleotides. RefSeq lists its product as uncharacterized. The record is from RefSeq and is a predicted model, not a curated record. NCBI's taxonomy places the organism in Eukaryota, Metazoa, Chordata, Aves, Passeriformes, Passeridae. Bases 1 to 1968 code for a protein of 655 amino acids. The transcript is spliced from 3 exons.